This is a messenger RNA of Cetraspora pellucida, 981 nucleotides long. The record is from the annotation of a GenBank genome assembly. Lineage: Eukaryota; Fungi; Glomeromycota; Glomeromycetes; Diversisporales; Gigasporaceae.
AUGCCACUUUCUUUAUUUGUAGUACAAGAUGAUAACAUGCAGUCUCGUAUUGUUGCCCAGGCUUUUGUUUGCAAUGAAACAACUGAAACAUAUCAAUGGGUCCUUAAAAUGACCAAGAAAGCAACAAAUAAUAGAUGUCCUCAUAUGUUUGUAACUAAUGGUGAUCUAGCCAUAGAAUACGCAAAAAGAGGUGUUCCUUUUAUGACAAAUGCAACUACUAUUUUUUCUUCUAUUGAAUCUUUAGCUAAACGUUACCUGAGAUCAAAUGUUGCAAACUUUUUAGUUGAACAAAUGAAGGAAAGCUUAUAUUACACUGCUAGUUGUGCUACAGUUGAAGAAAUUGAAUUACUUACCUCUUAUGAACCUUCACAAAGCAAAGAUAUAGAUAACGAGCCUGAUGCUAUUGUUUUGUAUAUUAUAUAUCUUUUAGAACAUUUAGAAGAAACCUCAAUUAUGGCUCAUAUAGCUGCACAAUUUAGUUUGCAAUUAAUUGCGCCAUGUUGGAUUUCUAAAUCCCAACGAUUAGAUGCAGAGAAGAAAUAUAUACACUUUGAACAUAAAACAGAAGAAAUUACCAAUGAUAAUUUUAUCGAUGAAAUGCUUUUUUAUGGAAAAGCUUGGGGUCUUGCACAUAUUGCUGUAAACAAAUGCAUGUUACAUCAUGAUAAUAAGUUUAUUCUGUUAAUUAAGAAUUAUUUAAAUAAGAUUUACACUAGAGAGGAAGAAUUAGUUAGAUUACAAAAAGAAGUAGUGGCCUCAACUAGUCAAAAUGUUGCUAAAAGUACAGAAGAUAGUAUGAUCCAACUUGAGAAUCCUCAGAAAGUAGUUAGUAGAAAAAGACCAAAGGCUGCAAAUUAUCAUAAUAAGGAUAUUACGAAUGUGACAUUACAAGAAACAAGUAAAAAAAAACAUGGGCAGUAUACUUGUGGAUUUUGCAAAGAGCUAGGCCAUAAUAUCGCAACUUGUCUGAAUAAACCAUAA